UCGGACCGUGGGGACUGGGGGAAUCUAGGGUCGCGCCAUGGCCAGAGGCGAGGAGACGCUGGACCUGCCUGCUUGGAACCGAGCCCCGGAUCCGGCUUGGGGUCCCUCCCACAGAUCGGCGAUGGCUUCUCUUGAUUCUGAGGUGAAGGAAGAGUGUUUGAGGGAAGACCUGAAGUUCUACUUCAUGAGUCCCUGUGAGAAAUACCGAGCCAGACGCCAGAUCCCAUGGAAACUGGGCUUGCAGAUUUUGAAGAUAGUCAUGGUAACCACACAGCUUGUUUGGUUUGGCUUAAGUAACCAGUUGGUGGUGGCUUUCAAAGAAGAUAACACUGUUGCUUUUAAGCACUUGUUUUUGAAAGGAUUUUCUGGAGCUGAUGAAGACGACUACAGCUGUAGCAUAUACACUCAGGAGGACGCCUAUGAGAGCAUCUUUUUUGCUAUAAAGCAGUAUCAUCAUCUAAAGAACAUUUCCCUGGCAACCCUUGGUUAUGGAGAAAGUGGAGACAAUAAAACUGGCUUGAGAUUCUGUAAGCAGCAUUACAAGACACGGGCCAUGUUUUCUUCUAAUGAGACCCUGAACAUUGACAGUGACAUUGAGACAGACUGCAUUCACCUGGACCUCCAGGUGCUCACCAAGGAACCCGAGGACUGGGCACAGACAUCUUUCUUCAGGCUGGAUUUUUAUCGGCUCCUGAAAGUUGAUAUCUCCUUUGCCCUCAAAGGAAUUGACCUACAGGCAGUUCAUUCCCGAGAGGUACCGGACUGUUACCUCUUUCAGAAUACGAUUACCUUCGACAACACAGCCCACAGUGGGAAAAUCAAAAUCUAUUUUAACAGCGAGGCCAACAUAGAAGAAUGUAAAAACAUGAACAUAUCUGGGUCUAUUCAGAGAAGCACUCACUAUGUCCUGGUGUUUGACGUGUUUGUCAUUAUGAUCUGCCUGGCCUCCCUUAUCCUGUGCACAAGAUCGAUUGUUCUUGCUCUGAGGCUGAGGAAGAGAUUUCUAAACUUCUUCCUGGAGAAGUACAAGCAACAUGUAUGUGAUGCUGACCAGUGGGAGUUCGUCAACGGAUGGUAUGUGUUGGUCACUGUCAGCGACCUCAUGACAAUAAUUGGAUCCAUAUUGAAGAUGGAAAUCAAAGCCAAGAACCUCACAAACUACGACCUGUGCAGCAUCUUGCUCGGGACGUCGACACUCUUUGUCUGGGUUGGAGUCAUCAGAUAUCUGGGUUACUUUCAGACGUACAAUGUGCUCAUUUUAACCAUGCAGGCCUCACUGCCCAAAGUCCUGCGGUUCUGCGCUUGUGCUGGCAUGAUCUACCUGGGGUACACGUUCUGUGGCUGGAUUGUCCUAGGACCAUACCACGAGAAGUUUGAAAACCUGAACAUAGUUGCUGAAUGUCUGUUUUCUCUGGUCAACGGUGAUGACAUGUUUGCCACGUUUGCUCAGAUCCAGCAGAAGAGCAUCCUGGUGUGGCUGUUCAGCCGCCUCUACUUGUAUUCCUUUAUCAGCUUGUUCAUAUACAUGGUCCUCAGCCUCUUCAUUGCGCUCAUCACCGAUUCUUACCACACCAUUAAGACUGGGCCUGUGUGGUUGAUGUAUCACAGCUCCAAGGAUGUUCACCAAUCUUGGGAUCCAGUAUCUCCGUUGCAGAUGGAUGUGUUAGGAAAAUUACUUCAGGACAAGUGUCAAGGUGGUGUCCUUGGGUACUGCCUUCUCUGCUCAGCCCUUCUCAUACAAACCCAGAAGAAAGCUGCUCAGUGAGCAGUGUGUGAGGAUCAGAGUCAGGGUGUAUGAGCAGAGUUAGCCUUUGUAGCAAGGUGUGUGGGGACAGUAUUGCAGGCUCUUACCAUGGACAUUUGUUUCUUUGACAUGGUCAGAUAGAUUACCCUGAGUGUCCUUGUACGGGGCAAAUCUGAACAUUGGGAUGGAUACUUACUAAACAUGACUGGAUGCUCGGGGUGUUUUGUCUGUUAGAGAAAAUCUACCUCCUGUCCCACUCCGUGGUCAUCUUCCGUGUAAGCAGAGAAUGUGGAUUACACCCCUGAAAGAUUCUAGGUGGGCAGUGUGUGUGGAGUGACAACUGCUGGUCUCAUGAUUAACACUCUAGCUUUCUGGUUUCAAUGAUUUCUUUCAAUUCUUUUCAACACACUUCUCCUCCCUCUCCCCUGGCUUGUUUUCUGGAAUUUUCCCUUCCAUUGUUCUCAGUUCCCCUGCCCCCUCCCCCAACCCCCCCUUAGCUGUUCUGGGAUGGACAGAUUGUUCUGAGACUGACUGAUUCUGCAUUGUUCAUAGUACUCCUCAGAUCUGAACUAGCACCUCCGGAGUUGCAUAUCACAGAGGUGGGUUUGCUCUAUUGACAAAGGGAACCAUCGCUCACGCCCUAGAUGGGGUAACAACAGCAUUGUGUGCUUUUCCAAAAGAAAUACCAGCAGAAUGGAUUUCCUGAAACGGAUCUGCAGAAAUUCCUGAAGGAGAGCAGUAGCAAAGAUGUGUACCAGAAGGAGCCCUCGGCCUUGCUGUCCUGUGUGUGCUGUCU
Grammomys surdaster is the source of this 2540-nucleotide messenger RNA. RefSeq names its product mucolipin 2 (gene Mcoln2). Lineage: Eukaryota; Metazoa; Chordata; Mammalia; Rodentia; Muridae. The record is from RefSeq and is a predicted model, not a curated record. The coding region runs from base 38 to 1765 and encodes 575 amino acids. Gene Ontology annotation, cellular component: lysosomal membrane; plasma membrane. The transcript is spliced from 13 exons. Gene Ontology annotation, molecular function: NAADP-sensitive calcium-release channel activity.